AUGUCUAACCUUGAUCGCGAAAUUCAGCUCUUGCGCGAAGAUUCAUCAAUUUCGCUUUCCGAUAGAGACCUUGUGCUUCGCUUGCUCCAAAAUCCAGACCUUUUGCAGUUCUCCAGCACAGAGACGGUUCAUAGGAUCACCAGCCGCUUGUCUUUGCAACAGAACGAAGAGGCCUCUGCCUUUUUGGAUACGCAAUCAUCACAACGAGCCUCUCUUACACGCUUCCAAUUACCCGUCAUUGGACCACGAGACUUCGGGCCUGGUGAGACUGCUGCACCAAUCCAAGACCCCCAAUCGGCUGUGAUAAAACGCCGUUCUCGGGAUCACAGCUUUCUAGACUCGAGUAGCCUGCUAUCGGAUUUGCUUGAACGUCUCGAAGGAGAAACACCCCUGACUAUCGACCCGGGUACGACCCACGGACGCACCACGCCGCCCAGCCCUUCAAUUUACAACAACAAUCUAGGUGAGACAGAAACUUUCUUUCGUGACUCUUCCAGCUCGAGUACCCAGGACUCCCGAGCGCUACUCCCUGGUGUCAAGCUUCCCGGUCGCACCUUGAGCCAGUCUUACAGACAGGUGAUUGAUGACUUUCCUGCGGAUGAAUGCCCGAAUGACAGCGAUAUUCCUGCACAGCUUUUGGAAAUCAUACCCCAAAGUCAUCAACACGGGUUUCCUGCUUGCGAAAACAUCACACAGGCUAAUUCAUCGAGCGUCCAGGACACGACUCAGACAUACCGAUACAUCAAGAUGGAUUCACGCGCGUCAACUUUCUUAGACCCCUCCUCUGCCAUAACAGCGAUCACUAGGCAUAAAGCCGAGGCGAUCAAGCUGGCACGAGAGCAGGGGACUGCCGUCAGGGAAAUGUGUCGUCGCGCAAAGACCGAGGUGCCACCAUACGAAUUUGAGGAAUUGAUCGGCAAGGGUGCCUAUGGCCGAGUGUACAAAGGCCAUGAAAUACCUUCUGGUCGGCUGGUAGCAAUUAAAGUCCUUGAUAUUGACUCUUUGGACUACAAGUCAAACCGUGACUACCGAGAUGAGUCAAUCAAGGAUUUUAUUCAUGAGACCAAGGUGAUGAAGCAAGUCAAAGACUCAGGCGCUAAGAAUAUCAACGAACUCAUCGAAGCUAUCUCCAUCCAUUCUCAGUUGUGGCUAGUCUGCGAGUACUGCCCCGGUGGCAGUGUGCGGACUUUGAUGCGCGCAACCGGUGAUAAACUCGAAGAGAAUUACAUCAUUCCCAUUGCGCGGGAACUUGCUGUUGGAUUGCAUGCUAUUCACGAGGCUGGUAUCAUCCAUCGUGACGUAAAAGCUGCCAAUAUUCUCAUCCACGAAGAAGGACGAUUGGAGAUCUGUGACUUUGGUGUAGCAGGUGUCUUGCAAUCGCAUCAGGAUAAACGCUCUACGUGGAUUGGAACGCCACACUGGAUGCCCCCCGAGAUGUUCUCCAUGCGGGGGCAGGCGCACGAGUAUGGCAACGAGAUCGAUGUGUGGGCAUAUGGCUGUACCUUAAUCGAAUUUGCCACAGGCAACCCUCCGAACUCGGGACUCCGCGAGCGAAUGCAAAUCGGACGUCAGCUUAAUCGAAAUACCCCCAAGCUUGACAGCGACGAUUACAGUCAGGGACUGAAAGAUCUUAUUGCGUAUGCGCUUGACUCCAAUCCAGCCACUCGUCCAACGAUGGCAGACAUCUUGACACACCCCUACAUUGCUGAAACAGAAGAGGACUACCCGACCCUCUCCGUCGCUGAGCUUGUUAGGAACUACUAUCAGUGGUCACAACGGGGUGGGCAGCGAGUGUCUCUAUUUCACCCUGGAGGUGCAGCAGCGGCAGAACUCCCAGGAGCCGAAGAAACCGACGAGGAUUGGAGUUUCAGCACGACGGAUGGAUUUGAACGAAGAUUCUCUGUCAUUGAUCUGGAUCAAAUCGCCGCUUCCCUUGCCGAGAUGGAAGAAGCGAUCAGCCCGACAACCCCAGCACCCGACAGUGAUCUCGGUGACGAGUUCAAUGAAGCCGACCUGAAUCCUGAGGAUAAAGCCAAUUUCGACGAGCGAGUCCGCCGUGGUGCAGAAGCUAUGGAAGGACUUUUUAACGAGGAUAUGCCAAGCUACACGUACGAGACUAAGCGCGAUUUCGUUCCUAUCCAACCCAGCCCCCCGCCUUCCGACCUCCCUCUCCGCACCGAGACGGAUCGAUCAUCGGUCACAUCCACUUUUAUUGACAUCGAUAUUGGUUCCUUCGACUCCUCCCAUUAUGCGGCCGGUACACCGGCCGCGCAGCCUUUCCAGCUUGCUGAUGCGGACACCAUUCGCGCAAAUCGGUCUAGUAUCCGCAUUCCUCGUGGAUCUAAUGAUUCUAGUUCCCAGUCUUCCAACAGUGAUAUCGAUAUAAACGAAUCUCAGGAUGAGGGGUUCAAACCCUCAGGCCCACGACCUCCCACGAUGGACUGGAAAUUUCCUUCAUUCUCCAUGGCCCCGCCUGAGGAUGGUGAACCCGAAGCUGAGCCCGCCGAGGCCGAGGGCCAAAAAGAUGAGCCAGCCGCUGAACCCACCCAAGAAGAAAACUUUACAGACGAGAAACGUGCUACCAUGGAAUGGACUUUCCCUGUCAUGGGGUCUCAACCCGAGGCUAUGCCUGCAAUCGAUGAACAAGUGAGCACCGAUACUGAUCGCCACGAUACCGUGAGAGCACCCGUGCUUGGUUUGCAAAGACAACCUACGCACUCACCCGCAAUUUCUCGCCCGUCAACCUCCGCCUCGAACAACUCGAGCAUGUCCGACUCUGAUUAUGAUCCAUUCCGCUUUGAUCGACCAACAACCCCAAAAGCUUCAUCGCAAUCCACUUCAUUCGACCCGAAAUUCCCAAGCUUGGUCGAUAACGCCUCCGAUGAUGACUCCACCAGGGCCCUUAAUGAUUCUGUCGGGAUUCUUGAUGGGCCUGGACCUGAUGAAGAGGAAGAGGAAGAGGUCCAAGAGGAGUCCCAUCAAACGUGGCAUGAAGAAACGGAUAUCAUAUCUUUGGAUGACUUGCCGCUGCCCACUGCCAUCCCGGUGCCUGACAGGCCCAACGACAUGCCCACCGAGGAAUCUGAGCCAGGAUCACCUGUCAUCGAGGAGCCCUUGCAGACCGCUCGUCGUCGAAACAAUAUCUCCUCGUUUCCUACGCCAUUAAUCAUCGACAGUGAUGCCGGUAUAUCGUUUCCAACCCUGAUUCCCCCCAAUGCCGACAGUUUGAUGGAAAGUGCCGAUGAUGCAACGGUUACAGCUGAGCUGGAUCGUUUGCUGGGUGACUUUUUGGGUGCCCUUUCAGCAACAGCAAAGGCUUUCUCAAGGGCUGACGAUGAGCCGAAAGGGGAUGGUGUCGCUCACCACGUUGCCGAUGCAGUCCCAUAG
Molecule: messenger RNA, 3387 nt
Organism: Penicillium manginii
Lineage: Eukaryota; Fungi; Ascomycota; Eurotiomycetes; Eurotiales; Aspergillaceae
Product: putative serine/threonine protein kinase
Exons: 6
Coding region: 1-3387 (1128 amino acids)
Biological process (GO): protein phosphorylation
Molecular function (GO): ATP binding; protein kinase activity
Source: RefSeq, a predicted model, not a curated record